CAACCCAACUCUCAUCUUUCCAUCUCUCUUCCCUCUACAAGAAUGUCGACAUCUCUUCCUUUCUCUCUCUAUAUCUACAGUUUUGUAUGUAUACAUCAUCUCUGCUUAUAUGUGUGCCUAUAUUCCUUCACUUUUGACAAAAAUCAUCAUCCCAUGUCAUGCAUUCGGAACUCGUCAGCUCUCUUGUUUGAUUCUUCUUUAUUAUAUAUGUGUAUGCAUGCCGCUCCUCACACAUAUCCUUGUGUAUAGAGAUUCGCGUAGUUUGCUUUGAGAGUUUUGCAGAAUUGGAUAGAAGCGUCCAAAGCAAGGGAAAAUAAAACAAGGGAUUUCACCUGCUGCCCAUGUCAUUUCUAGAGGAUCUGUUGCCCGUUCUUUGGUCGGGGAGAUUUGGAGAGAGAAUUCGGGUUUAUUCUGACUCGUUUAUAGAGAAUAUCUCUGAAUCCAUGUCAAACAUCACAUGUAGUGCCCAUGAUGAAGAGAUUGAAGGAUGUCGGGAUGACUCUUAUGCUCUCAUACUUAAACUGAUUGCAAUUGCUGCAAUCCUCAUUGCUGGAGUUUGUGGUGUGGCUAUUCCAUUAGUUGGCAAGAAGCGCCGCUUCCUACGGACCGAUUCCAACCUCUUUGUUACUGCCAAAGCCUUUGCUGCUGGUGUCAUUCUUGCCACUGGCUUUGUCCACAUGUUACCAGAUGCCACAUCAGCAUUAACUGACUCUUGUCUGCCAAAGCAUCCAUGGUCAAAGUUCCCCUUUUCUGGGUUUAUUGCAAUGAUGGCUGCAUUGGCCACAUUGCUGGCUGACUUUGUUGGGACGCAAUAUUAUGAGAGGAAACAGGAGAAACAAAACCAAAUUGUUCAGGCAGGUCCAUCGGACGUAGUGUCUGAAUCAGGGAUAGUUCCAGUUGAAACGAGGGGUUAUAGCGGAAAAGUGUUUGGAGAAGAGGAAGGGGGUGCAAUGCACAUCGUUGGGAUGCAUGCGCAUGCAGCACACCAUAGACACAGUCACUCACAAGAACAGGGGGCAUGUCAAGGCCAUCCGAGAGAGGAUUCCUACGGUCACUCACACUCGCAUGGGAUUGGCGGUGGGGAUGAGGAAAGCGGUGUCAGGCACAUUGUCGUUUCACAGGUUCUGGAACUUGGGAUAGUUUCACACUCAGUGAUCAUAGGAUUGUCACUCGGAGUCUCACAUAGCCCAUGCACAAUAAGACCCUUGAUCGGAGCACUAUCAUUCCAUCAGUUCUUUGAAGGUUUUGCUCUUGGAGGCUGCAUCUCACAGGCCCAGUUUAGGAACCUUCAUUCGACCCUGAUGGCAUGCUUUUUCGCAUUAACAACCCCCAUCGGGAUCUCUGUUGGGAUUGGUGUUUCUUCAAUUUACAAUGCUGAUAGCCCAAGAGCGCUAAUAAUAGAAGGCAUAUUCGACUCGAUAUCUGCCGGAAUUCUGGUGUACAUGGCGCUAGUGGAUUUAAUAGCAGCGGAUUUCUUGAGUAAGAGAAUGAGCUGCAAUUUGAGGCUGCAAGUGGUGUCAUAUUUCGCUUUGUUCUUAGGGGCAGCGCUGAUGUCUUCACUAGCAGUAUGGGCAUAACUAAAACCUGAGUAUUUGAGCAAAUAGAUGAGUAUUUUUGUUUAUGGUUCUUUUAUUCUUUCCUUUGAAUUGCCCAUCCCUGCUUGUUUCUGUUGUUGUUAGAUGGUGAACUGAUGAUGGUCUCCUCCAACAUGGCCAUUUUUUGUUCUGAAGAUCAUGUUCAUGUAAAAGGUUUAGUGUAGCUCUCAAGAAAUGGUGUUGUAUUUUAGUUAAGGAAUUCAAGUCCGCUGAUUACACUUCUUCCA
Molecule: messenger RNA, 1822 nt
Organism: Sesamum indicum (sesame)
Lineage: Eukaryota; Viridiplantae; Streptophyta; Magnoliopsida; Lamiales; Pedaliaceae
Product: zinc transporter 4, chloroplastic
Biological process (GO): zinc ion transmembrane transport
Cellular component (GO): plasma membrane
Molecular function (GO): zinc ion transmembrane transporter activity
Source: RefSeq, a predicted model, not a curated record